AUGAAAGAUACUAAACGUGCUGUUGACAGAGCCAAUAAAUGUUUACUUCUUCAAGUUUUGAUGGACAAGAACUUAAACAAAGAAGCUUUUAAAAGAAGUGUGACUAAAGUUUGGAACCCUGAGGGUUCUGUCUGGUUUACUGAGGUGGGUCAUCAUCUUUUUUUGGUUGAAUUUCAAAAAGAUGUAGAUAUCGUGAGAGUGCUCAAUGGUAGACCAUGGACUUUUGAUAAACACCUUAUAUUCAUACAAUUGUUUGAUAAAAGUACUCCUAAUGAAAUGAUUUUUAAUCAAGAACCGUUAUGGAUUCAACUUCAUGAUUUGCCUCUUGCAGCCAUGAUAGUGGAUGGGGGAGAGAAAAUUGGCUCAACCAUUGGUGAUGUACUUUAUGUGGAUGUCAAUGGGGAUGGAGUUGGAUGGGGGAAAUUUCUCAGAAUCAGAGUCAAUAUGGAUAUUACAAAGCCUAUUCCUUGUGGGAAGUUAAUUAGAGUAGAAGGCAAACAAAGAUGGGUUGAGUUUCAAUACGAAAGAUUGCCCUUAUUCUGUUUUCAAUGUGGGGUUAUAAAACAUGCAGGUCGUGCAUGUGCUAUGGAUAGAUCUACUCUUAAUUCUACAGAUACUUCACAUAUUCAAUAUGGCAAAUGGUUGAGGGCCACAGAUUUUAAUUUACUGGGAAGUGGAGAAAAAAGAUCAGAGGGAAGAGGUUUUAGAAGUCAGUACAAUGUCUCAGGAAGUGGGAAGGGCCAAAGCAAAGGGACUUUGAUCAACGUUUCAAGUAGUCAAGCAACCCUUAAUGUAAAUUCUGAUGAAGAGGCUCUUGAACAACACCCUGGAUGUUUUAACAAGAAUGCUAUAGAUAAAGGAAAUCAAAUUUCUUCUCCUGAUCAACACAGUCAAUUUGAGCUACCUCUUAAGCAGACUAGAACUCAUUAA
Juglans microcarpa x Juglans regia is the source of this 930-nucleotide messenger RNA. RefSeq lists its product as uncharacterized. The record is from RefSeq and is a predicted model, not a curated record. The transcript has a single exon. Bases 1 to 930 code for a protein of 309 amino acids. Lineage: Eukaryota; Viridiplantae; Streptophyta; Magnoliopsida; Fagales; Juglandaceae.